AUGUCCAGCAUUCCAGAAGAUCUGUACCUUCAAAUCCUUAUAAGGGUACCAGUGAAAUCCGCACUUGUAUGUAAGUGUGUGUGCAAGAAAUGGUUAGAUCUAAUUUCUAGUUCUGAGUUUGUUCAACUUCAUCUUCAUUUUAAUAUCCAAAAGAAUAACUAUAAUCUCGUGCUUAAUAAUGCUGUUAAUGAGUUUAGCCGGUCCUGCCUAUUACAAUCCAUUAGUUAUGAUUCUCUAUCAGUUACAGGUAGAAUUGUAUGUCAAGAUGGUGUUAUUAAAAUGGAUUACCCAUUCAAAUCAUCAGAUUAUCAAGUUGAAUUGAGAUGUGCAUAUCAUGGUUUGGUUUUCUUAUGUUUUUCUGAUUAUUGUACCGAAAUCUUGUGUCUUUGGAACCCAGCCACCACUGAGUUCAAGAUACUUCCCAAACUACCAGGUCUAAAUUUCGACAUUGCCGACUUGUAUAUGUCAGCUUUUUUUGACAUCUAUACUUUAGGUUAUGAUGAUAAGAUGGAAGAUUACAAGUUGGUGAAAGUCUUGAUUGCAGGAACGAAUACUUUCGUCUAUAUUUAUACGUUGGGAUCGAAUUCCUGGAAAUGCAUUGGAACCAUUCCCUAUAAGUUUCCUUACCAUGAAGGUCCCAGCCCUUCCGGGGAAAUCUUUAAUGGAGCUCUUCAUUGGUUAGUCAAAACUGUUACCAGCUACAUGUCUGUAGUAUCCUUCAACAUCGCAGACGAGAAAUUUGAAGAACUUCCACUACCAGAGAAACUUCAGGAAAAGAAGGAAUCGCUCGCUUGUUUGGGAAAGUGGGACGAAUGUCUCAGUUUACUUGUUAAUUCUAAUAAUUUUCAAUUUGAUGUAUGGGUGAUGCAGGAGUAUGGAGUUCACGAAUCAUGGACUAAACGAUCUUCCAUAACCCUAACAUUUGUUGCAGACGACUCGUUUUAUUCGAGGACUCUUAUAAAUGUUUGGGGUUCACAUAAUAAUUCACAUAGGCUUAGGAUUAUGUGGUCUUUCAAGAAUGGUAAGAUUUUAUUUGAGUUUUGCGGCGAUGUGUUUUUAUAUGACCUGAAGAGUGAAACAUACAAACGUAUUCGAACGCUUGUAAGUAAUGCGGAAAAUUAUAUCGAAAGCCUUGUCUCACUUAACUCUAGUGCUUUCGUGAGCGGACUGAAAACUCGAGGCGUUAACUUGAAACAUAAAGGUAAAGGGAAGGAUAUUGUAUGUGGUUUUCACUAA
Molecule: messenger RNA, 1236 nt
Organism: Papaver somniferum (opium poppy)
Lineage: Eukaryota; Viridiplantae; Streptophyta; Magnoliopsida; Ranunculales; Papaveraceae
Product: F-box protein CPR1-like
Exons: 1
Coding region: 1-1236 (411 amino acids)
Molecular function (GO): protein binding
Source: RefSeq, a predicted model, not a curated record